This is a messenger RNA of Sphaeroforma arctica JP610, 417 nucleotides long. RefSeq lists its product as hypothetical. NCBI's taxonomy places the organism in Eukaryota, Ichthyosporea, Ichthyophonida. The annotation marks the transcript as partial. The transcript has a single exon. The record is from RefSeq and is a predicted model, not a curated record.
CAAGCGCAGCAGUACGGCGGGCAUGACUCAGCAGCACCGGGUGCUCACAGCCAGCCAAUAACGUACGAGCCAAUCCCACAACAACAACAACAACAACAACAACAGCAACAGCACACACAGCCGCUGGCACAACACCCACCGCCACAACCGUUCGGGGAGGCACCUCAGUACUACAGUGGCCCACCACCAGUACAACCCUCCCCACAGGGACCCAAUGACUACAACAAGACCAACCCCACACACGGCAGCACAGAUGCGAGUGGCACCAACGGACGAGAGGGAGACACGGGCGACCCACAGCCACAGCCACAGCCACAGCCACCCACACAGGCCCACAAGAAGACCCUCAUGCCCACCCCACUGUUUGCUCCGCCGCAGCCACUGGCCUUCGGUGUGUGGAUGUGUGGGUGUACAUGA